Messenger RNA from Rhinolophus ferrumequinum (greater horseshoe bat), 7294 nucleotides. RefSeq names its product G-patch domain and KOW motifs (gene GPKOW). The record is from RefSeq and is a predicted model, not a curated record. Gene Ontology annotation, molecular function: nucleic acid binding. Lineage: Eukaryota; Metazoa; Chordata; Mammalia; Chiroptera; Rhinolophidae. Gene Ontology annotation, cellular component: spliceosomal complex. The coding region runs from base 189 to 1640 and encodes 483 amino acids. Gene Ontology annotation, biological process: mRNA splicing, via spliceosome. The transcript is spliced from 11 exons.
UUAGCGCGACGCGCGCCUAUGAAGUAAAAAGGGCGACAAUUGCUUCCCACCGCCCGCUUUCACCUGUCGAUGCCGCAGUAUUUUGUGGGAAGGUAGGUAGUUCUAGCGCUAGUUGUCAGGUCCCGGGCAACCCGAGCCCAAACUAACCUUCCCAGCAAGCAGCUCACCAGCCUGGGAAGAGGGGCAAGAUGGCGGAUGCGGAAGAAGGUGUUUUGCGGCCGGCGGGAGCCUCCACUGCCCCGAUUUCGUUCAGCUUUAGUCGCACGUCCGCCCGGAGACGGCUGGCGGGCCCAGGAGACGGCGCGGGUGCGGCCCCGGAGGAGAAGGAUUUCUUGAAGACCGUGGAAGGGAGGGAGUUGCAGAGUGUAAAGCCCUCAGAAGCCCCCAAGGAACUCGUCAUCCCCUUGAUCCAGUAUGGCCAUCGCAGGCAGCCACCAACCCAGGCCCCGGGGCCAUCCACAGAUAUUGAGGCCAUGGGGGAUGGGGUGCUGUCCCAGGCUGUGAAGGAGCUCAUUGAGGAAUCCAAGAAGUCUCUGGAGGAGAGCGAGAAUGCAGGUGUUGACCCCACGCUCGCUAUCCCCAUGAUCCAGAAAGGAUGCACUCCCAACGGGGAAGGCACAGACAGUGAACCCCAGGCUGAGACAGUGCCGGAGGAGGCCAAUUACGAGGCAGUCCCUGUGGAGGCCUACGGGCUGGCCAUGCUGCGGGGCAUGGGCUGGAAACCCGGCCAGGGCAUCGGCCGUACCUUCAAUCAAGUGGUGAAGCCCCGUGUCAACUCACUGAGGCCCAAAGGGUUAGGGCUGGGCGCCAACCUGACUGAGGUCCAGGCCCUGGCCCCCUCGGGUCCCCACCGCCCGCUGAGGCCAGAUGAGCAAGAGAAGGAUAAGGAAGAUCAGCCUCAAGGCCUGGUGCCUGGAGGAGCUGUGAUGGUUCUUUCUGGCCCUCACCGAGGCCUCUAUGGGAAGGUGGAAGGCCUCGAUCCUGACAAUGUCCGGGCCAUGGUUCGUCUGGCCGUGGGGGGCCGCAUGGUGACUGUUAGUGAGUACUGCCUGCGGCCUGUCUCCCAGCAGGAGUUUGACAGGAACUCCUUGGAUCUCAGCCAGGUGAGCAAACCAUCCCCAAGGCAGCAGAACGGAACAGCCUCAUCAGAGAAGGCCCUCCAGGCUCAUGACCUCCCCUCCCGGCAGGAGGACUCAGUGAGGAAACGGAAACACCUUCCAGACCGACAGGACGAACCUAUAGCCAAGAGUGAGAAAGCAGCCCCCAGGAGUCAGCACUGGUUGCACAGGGACCUGCGUGUGCGGUUUGUGGAUAAGCUGCAUAAGGGCGGCCAUUAUUACAAUACCAAGAUGACAAUUGAAGAUGUCCUCAGCCCAGAUACCUGUGUGUGUCGGACAGAUGAAGGCUGGGUCCUGGAAGGAAUCAGGGAAGACAUGCUGGAGACCCUUGUCCCCAAGGUGGAGGGCAACCGGGUGAUGGUGGUGCUGGGGCCACUGGCUGGAAGGCUGGGCCGUCUGCUGGGCUGGGACAGAGAGCGGAGCCAGGCUUUGGUGCAGCUUCGGAGAGAGAAUCGGCUGGUGGAGCUUCACUAUGAUGCUGUCUGCGAGUACAUGGGCCCCCAGGACUCAGAUGAAGACUGACCCGUGGGGCCACCCCGUACCCCAGGUGGUUAUUAGUCUGUACAGUGUGAAAAGGCCACCUUGGUGAAGGUGGCGCGGUCAUUGUUCCGUCCUGCACUUACAGUGCAGCCCUGGAACAGGGACAGGGCACGUGAUGGGUGGACUAAAAGGGAGGCUAGAAACAAACCUAGUAUUUCCCAGCAGUUAGUAUAUAAUAAAAACCAUUUCGACUACUUAGUAAACCAGAGCGCUCAUAAAUGGUGUGCUGAGCUGUGAGUGGAGGUGGGAGCCACGGUGAGGUGGGAACCAUUCCAUUUUUCAGCCCCACCACCCUGCUUGGGCUGCCAGACAAGUUAAAGGAUCCAUUCGCUCACGAGCUCAUUCUCGGAACACAGAAGCUAGGAAAUCUGUCCCCUAAGCACAUACUGUGCAGUCUAGAAUGCCACAUCUCAGGACAACUUCCUAAGCAAGCAUCCCAGCAGUGGCUCUGCUUCUACUCUUGGUCCAGAGCAGACUCCCAGAGGAUAUCUUGAGCCGAUGAUGGGAGUCCAGAUGAAGGGAGGCAUCAACCCACGAGUGAGAUGUGUUAGCACUACUUUCCAGAGGAGCCAGUUAAUUUUGGGGCCCCCGUUUUAGUCCCAAGACUUUGGCUUGAAGGUAAAAAGUUUUGUCUGUCUCAGGUGGAAUUUCUCUAGUUGCUCCAGGUAACUGGAUUCUCAAAAAGGUUAUUAUUAUCAAAGAAUCGUCAAUCUUUUUCCUAUGUAACAGUCUGAAAUGCAAAAUCAGUGAGAGAAGUCAGAGCUUUAGGCAUGAUUGAUUCUAAAUCAUCCCCAGUCCCUAAGUCAUUGAUGUAAUAAGUGGUACUUGAAUUAAGCCACCAGUAUAAAGUCCUGACAGGUCAGAAUGUGGCACAGUGCUGGAGAGUUUAAACAUCCCUGGAGUAGGGUAGUAAAGGUAAGCUGCUGUCCCUGCCACUGAGCAGAGGCAGGCUGCUGUUUAGAGCUGAAGUGAGCUGGCCAGAUCAAUGACCAUGUGCCCCGAAGGUAGGGGGUGAUUAGAAAACCUUCCAAUAUUUACUAACCCCAAAACAAGUACACUUACAGACUGAUUUACUUUUUUGUUACCCCUAAUUAAUUCCAGAACUCAUCUGUUUUCAAGGUCAGACAAAGAGGGUUGUUACGGCAGACAGCAGGGGACAAACCCCCACCCGCAGUUCCUCCAGUUCUUGAGUCCUCAUGACUGCAUGCACUGCCCCCGAAUUCCAGUCUGGGUUGUUUUUUUAAUCUUGGGAGGAAGCGUUGGGGUUCUAGAAGUUCCCAAUCUGGUAUGUCCAGCAGUGAGAUUCCUACGCUGUACAUGUUUCACCCAGUCAAGAAGGCUUCCUCCUUUCUCUAAAUCAUAAACCUAUCUUAGUAAUACCCUCGAGAAGGGUUUAAAGCUCCCCUGGGAGGGUCACUGGACCCCUGUGUCUGCCCUGUAAUGUGGCAUAUUCACCUGGCAGUUUUGGACAGUCCUCCGUCUCCUCCACGCACUACAAUACUUAAAAUAGAUCUUUCAUCAGAUUCCGAUUUCCUGGAGUUAACGUUUCUCCCCAGCCUGCCUUUGAAACAGGGAAGUUCUUGAGUAGGGCCCCAUGUCCAGAACACCUAGCCCUAGGCAGAGCACCUGGCUCCCCCGACAGGUCACUGGGGCUUUUUGUGCAUUCCCUGAGAGGACCCCUCCUGGCCCUCAGUCUGAAGACAGGGCUCCUUAUACUUUGAGAAGUGUAGACAAUAUCAGAAGGAUUUCCCAAUUUGCCCUUUGUUCACUGCGCACAAAGACAUGUUUCUCAGACCCUUUGAGUCUGUGCCGUUUUCUCUCGGCUUGCUGCCUAGCACUUGCAUGCUGCCAAGGUUGCCCCUUGGGUCGUGUUUACUGUAGCAACAGCUUCCAUGAGCCCUUGAAUUCUCCACUCACAAGCUGGAGACCGUGACCCAUUUAAUCUGUCCAGACUGGCUUCUUCCACAUCACAGAGACUGAGCAAGACGUGGGUGAAGAAGCAUCUGCCUCUUUUGCCAAAUGCCCAGCAGUUUCCCUGGCAGGGUGCUGCUUCUGUUAAAAACUGUCUAGACACUGGGGCGGCCAGAUGGCUUAGUUGGUUAGAGUAUGAGCGCUUAACAACAAGGUUGCCGGUUCGAUUCCCACAUGGGCCAGUGAGCUGCGCCCUCCACAACUAGAUUGAAAAACAACAACUUGACAUCCUGGAAAAACACACUGUUCCCCAAUAUUCCCCAUUUAAAAAAACAACUGUCUAGACACUGAACCAGGUAUUUGUAGCUGCAGACUCAAUAAGCAGCUUCUUUGCCUUUCAGUGAGAAGUGAAUUAUUGGGGUGAUUGGGACUGCUGCCUCAGCUAAGCUCGGGUGGCGGAUAUAUACCAUUAGACUCUGACAUGCCUUCCUCAGCUGGGGUGUGCACCCCACCCGCCUUGGAGCCUCUGAACCUCCAUGUCUGCAGCAUCACACAGAUGGAUAAGUACCCAGCACUUUGGCAAACUAUAUAAGGGGGAGUUGGGUACUCACCACAGGUCCCUAUUGCCCUCAAUUCAUUCUACAAGCACCUAUUGAUCCCCUCCUGCAUGUCAGGUACUGUUCUGCAUACUAGGGAUCCAGUAGAGAGUACAUCAUUUCAUCCAACAAAUACCAAGUCCCACUAUUUGUAUGCCAGGCAUGAUUCUACAUCUUGGGAAGAUAGCCAUGAACAAAACAGAUAGAUCUUUGCCCUCAUGAAGCUGACUGACAUUCCAGUGGGGCUGAGAGACGAUAAGUAGCAAGCAUAAGAAGUAAAUUAUCUAGAAAGAAGGUGCUGAGAAGCAUGGCGGGGAAAGAAAGAACAGCAGGAUAAAGGGGACCCAGGGUGGGCAGCUGGCAGUAUUCAUAAGACGGCCAGGGAAGGCUUUACUUCAAAGGUGACAUUGAGCCAAAGAGAAGGAAGUGAGGGAGGGUCAUGCAGCUAUCUGGAGAACGAGUAGUCCAGGCAGGGGAAACGGUGCAAAGGCUGUGUGGUGGCACCAUUGCAGGUGUGCUUGGGGAGCAGUGAGGAAGCCAGUGUGGCCACAAGGGAGUAAAUGGGGGAGACAGAGGUAAGUGGUUAGGUCAGACAGGUACUGUCGUGCUUCAAGGGCCACACACACACACACACACGCGCGCGCGCGCUCUCACGGCCACACUAAGUACACCGACCCUCCAAAGCUUUGGCCAGUCUGACUGAUUUCCGCUAUUUGGAACUGAUUCUCCCCUGGCUGCCCAGUGGAGCUGCUGGAACUUCCCGGAAGGCUUACCCCUUCAUCAGUGCCAGUCAGGGUACUUGCCCCAAACUUGGAAAGCAUCUGUCUUCCCAGGUCUCAGAGGGAUCCUCAGCACCUGACUUCGUGCACCCCUGGUCUUUUACCACUUCUCUGGGAAAGUUCUCGUUACCUGAAGAUCACCAGACACCAGCAGCUAAAAGGGAGAAGCACCGAGCGUGUCCUCUGGUUUCCUUACAGAAUCUGACAAGAGGACUAAAUGCCACAACUUUGCUCACUAAUCGUUUGGGAGUUCUGAUCUUCCUCAUAACCUCAUCCCAUCUAGUUACAACUUUUCACAUUUGGGGCCCCAAGAGAUGACUUUUUAUGCCCUAUAUCAGAAACAUCACAAGUGACAUGCCCACGGAAAGGGACAGAGAUGGCCUAUGAAGGCAGAAGAGAGGGGUUGUAUUAUUUCUAAAAUGGCAUGUAUAUACCGGUGACACCACCACCACGAUCAUGAUAGUAAACAUGUCAUGACCCCCAAAAGUUUCCUCUGCCCCUUGUCAAUCCCUUCUUCCUGUCCCACCUCCAUCCCCAAACAACCAUUGAUCUGCUUUCUGUCACUAUUUAGUUUAGUUUGCAUUUUCUAGAGUUUUCCACAAAUGAAUCAAGUAUGUACUGUUUUUUAUCUGACACACUCUGCAAAAUUAUUGGAGAUUCAUCCAUAUAGUUCCAUGUAUGUUAACGUACCAUAGAAUCCACCUCUUUAAAGUAUACAAUUCAGUGGUUAGUGCAUUCACAAGGUUGUAUAACAUCACCACUAAUUCCAGAACAUUUUAUCACCUCUAAAAGAAACCCCAUACCAAUUAGCACUCACUCUCUAUUUGCCCCUUCCCAAGGCCCCUGGCAACUACUAACCUAUUUUCUGUCUAUGGAUUUGCCUAUUCUGGAUAUUUUAUAUACAUGAACUAUAUAAUAUGUGGCCUUCUGUGUCUGGCUUCCUUCACUCAGCAUAAUGUUUUCAAGGUUCAUGCAUGUUAUAGUAGUAUACAUCUGUACUUCAUUCCUUUUUGUGGCUUAAUAUUCCAUUGUAUGGGUAGACCACCUUUUGUUUAUCUACUUAUCUGUCGAUGGAGGUUAGUGUGCAAAUCUUUGUAUGGAUUUGUAUUUCUUUUUCUUGUGGGUAAAUGCCGAGGAAUGGAAUAACUAGAUCAUAUAAUAAGUAUGUAAAUAUGUUUAAUGUUUUAAGAAACUGUCAAUAUCCUAAUUAUCCAGCAUACUAUGUAGUAUAUAGUAAGCCUUUUUAUGAGUAAUUGUUGUAUGAAGAAAAAUUGACUUUAUGACAAAAAAACAAAAACCCUCUGAACUACCUCCAAAGGUGGCCGUACCAUUUUACAUUUCUACCAGCAUGGUGGACGUUCUAGUUCCUCCACAUCCUUGCCAGUUUUUGCUAUGGUCAGGAUUCUGAGUUUUCCAUUCCAAUAUAUGUUUCCAGUAUCUCAUUGUGGUUUUAAUUUUCAUAUCUCUAAUGACCAGUGAUAUUGAGCAUCUUUUCAGGUGUUUAUUUGCCACCUGUUUAUCUUUGGGGAAGAGUCUGUUCAAAUUCUUUGCCUAUUUUCUUUAAAUGGGCUAUUUUCUCAUUGAGUUUUGAAAGUUCUUUAUAUAUUCUAGAUACAGAUAUUAUAUCAGAUAGACACUUUGCAAGUAUUUUCUCCCAGUCUGUGGCUUGUCUUUUUAUUCUCUUAGCAAUGUUUUAUGAAAAAUAGAAAUGUUCAGUUUUGAUGAAGUUCAAUUUAUCAAUUUGUUCUUUUUGGAUUGUCCUUUCGAUGUUAUCUCUAAGAAAUCGUUGCCUAAUCCAAGGUCACAAAGGUUUUGUAGAAGUCUUAUAGUUUUAGAUUACACAUUUAAGUCUUUGAUCCAUUUUGAAUUAAUUUUUGUGCAUGGUGGGAGGUAUGGAUCCAGGCUAUUUCUUUUGCAUAUGGAUAUUCAACUAUUCCAGCACCAUUUGUUGAAAAGACUAUAUCCUUCCUCCACUGCAUUGCUUUGUGCCUUUGUCAAAAGCCAGUUAUUCACCACAAUGAAAAGGAAAAAAAUCAGUUGUUCAUGUAUGUAUGGAUUUAUUUCUGGACUCUAUCCUGUUCUAGUGAUGUAUUUAUCUAUCUGUAUGCCAAUAUCAUGCUUUGAUCACUGUAGCUUUAUAAUGAUUCUUGAAAUCAGAUAGUGUUAGCAAGCCCUGCAACUUUAUCAGUCUUUUGCAGAGUUGUUUUGGCUAGUCUAGGUCUUUUACAUUUCCAUAUGAAUUUUAGAAUCUGUUUGUCAUUUUCUGCAACAAAAGGGCCUAUUGGGAUUGAUUCAAAUGUAUAGAUCAAUUUGGGAAGAAUCGACAUGUAAAUAACAUCUAGCCUUCUGA